Molecule: messenger RNA, 3561 nt
Organism: Carcharodon carcharias (great white shark)
Lineage: Eukaryota; Metazoa; Chordata; Chondrichthyes; Lamniformes; Lamnidae
Gene: lrrc41
Product: leucine rich repeat containing 41
Exons: 10
Coding region: 63-2993 (976 amino acids)
Cellular component (GO): cytoplasm; nucleus
Molecular function (GO): protein binding
Source: RefSeq, a predicted model, not a curated record
GCGGAGCCGGGAGCCACCCGGUGACCUUCUCAAGAUGGCGGCGUAGCAACGGGGUGAGGGGGAUGGAGCCGGGCUAUCUCGGGGAGGAGGAUAGCCUCAGUCGUCAUGUGCCCACUUUAUUCACCGUCUGUGCAAAGAUUGUCAGUGAGAACAUGGUCAGGCUGGAGCAGGGAGUCUGCGAUUUGCCAACUGCAAUUCUUCGAGAGCUGCUGCAGUUCCUUAACAUUUAUGAUCUGGAGAGGAUUGAAGAGGUCGUCGUAAAAAAAGGCAUUUCAACUCAAGCUCUUUGGCUGCAGCUUUGGAAGGAUUUGAUUGGGACUAACCCUAAAAUAAGAACAGAACCUUUUAACUGGAGGCAAAAAUUCCUGCAAACAUUCUUUCAUGGUGUCUUGUGGGGAACAUUGGACAUUUUGAAUGACAGACGUUUAAUUAAUUCUCGCUCUUCUGCCUUGGUACUCGGAUCACGACAUGUAAGCAAGCUGGUCAUACGCAACAAGCUCCAAGGAGUGAAAGAACUUGCUGAUAAUCCAAGCAUUUGUACCCCUUUGACUUGCACAGUGCAUAAAUUGGUGUUUCAACAUCUGCGUUCUGUGGAUCUACUGUUAGAACACUCACUAUUAAAGUUGCUUCAUAGCCUUGUUCACCAUGGAGUUGUGGAGGAGGUGGCAUUGUCACAUUGGAAUGAACCCUACCCUGAAUUAUUAUCUCACAUACUGAGGACAAGUGCAGGACUUUGGUGUGAAGGGAAGAGGGAAGAUCAGGGUACUUAUUGUUGUGAUGAGGGCAGGUUAAAGAUGGGUAUUGAAUCAAUGGAGCCAACAGUUCAGAGUAAUAUAUUGGAUUGUUGCCAUCAACAGCUUGAAAAGACUGCAUACUGUACUUUACCUAAUUGGACAUUUACUACUACUGAAAACAUUGCUGGUAAGAAAAUCAUGUCUCCCAGUGUUAACAUGCCUUCUGCUAAACUGAUACCUCCAAGUACACAUUGUGUAAAUUCUGAAGAAACAUCAUACGAGAAACUUUGUUUGGUGAGUAGGUCUAGUUGUUGUGGAGCCCAUAGGAUUUGCCCCAAAAAGCGCAAAUCCUGUGGCACAAUGUGUGGAACACUGAGCAGCCUUGAUGUACACACUGUUGUUUCAGAAGUGCAGCCUUGUUCUGGAAGUCAUGGUAUGGCUUUGGUAGAGCCAAAUUCUUGUGCAUAUAGCAGUCAGUUAGAGCAGAGACCAACAUAUACGCCUGGCAAGAUUUGUGAUGAAAGCAAUUGUUGUAAUGGGCAGAAGCUUCCUUAUGCGUGCAGCAAGGUUGUGAAAAAACCUAGAUGUCCUGAUCAGUAUCAUGAUGGUUCUGGAGAAAAACCAAAUUAUUCCCAUGAAACUGAUGACAGAACAUUUAUCAAACCAUCAUCAUCCAGUGUGAUCACUGGGACUUCAGAACAGCUAGUGUCUCAUUGUGAGUUUACUAAUGAUGCUGAAAAACAAACUGCUGCAAUUACAGAGGAAGGAACAUACUCAACAUGUGGGAGUUUUUCAGAAGGUCCAUUAUCUCCUGGUACAAUUUCUGAAUCAACAAAUGCACAUAAUAGAACUUUGGAAGAAUCAUGCCUCCUCAGUUCAAGCACUUGGACCUCAGAAGAUCUAGUGUCAUGUUUUACAAACCAAAGAACAUGUAAGAAGCCACGACUCACUGAUAUGUUUAACAUUGAGUCAGCUGAAAAAUCAAAGAUUACUGGUUUAUCUGAAGCAACUGAGAAGCCAGAGGACAUCUAUGAUUAUAUUUUCAUGAUAGGUGGAAAGAAAGCAGACAUUGAGCAGAACACCUCAGGAACUGAUGAAAACACUGGCAACCUACUGGAAGGUUUGAAUAACUCUGAUUUCUUUGGCCAAGAGCAAGUGGACAACACAUCUCUUUCCAGCUCUCCUCAGCUCUACCUGAGGAGUGUGUCGGUGUUGGAAAUGACAUCAGUCUCAUUGUCAUACAAGUCUUCCAGGAUGCUGUGCAAGUUGCUCAGUUCAUGGGUGUCCCUCCAGAAACUAGUCUUGGAAUAUAAUGGCCUGGGUCCUGCCAUCUUUCCAAUUCUCAAGGAACUCUGUGUCCUCUCUCGAUGCCAUGACAACAGCCUUUCCACUCUUGUAUUAAAAGAUGAUAUCCUUCACCUUCCCAUCAUAAAGCUGGUUAAAAUCCUGCUUGGCAUCUUCCCCCGCCUCCGCACAUUGCACAUGGGCUUCUUGCUGGAAAUACAAAAUGAGUCCCUGGAAAAUGAGUUGUUGAUGGCUGCUGCAGAGAUAACAGAUAGCUGUUUGGAGGAUUUGAGCCUGAGUUGCACAGACAAACCCCUACAGGUUGACUUGCUGCUGCCUGUUUUAAGGCCAUUGAAAUUCCUCAGACGUUUGUGUCUACACAGGGCAUCAUUUGGAGCUCCAGAGGAACUUGGCAAACUGCUGCAUGCAACUACAUACUUUCUCUCAGCGUUAGACUGGGUUACCAUACAGGAUGUUAAUCUUGCUGUUUGUUUUAAAGAAGUUCUAGAUCUUUUGCAUAGUGCUCCCCUUAAAGGUUUAACAUUGGAUAAUUGUCGAUUGUUUGAAAGGCAAGCAGCAGAAACUGUGUCUGAAAUCGUCACUGCUCUGAAACAAAAUCAGUCCCUCAAAUUCCUGUCUUUACCAGCAAAUCGAUUAGGCAACGAAGGGUUGCUCUCAUUGGCGAAACUCUUUACAGAGGAUUCUUUAUCACGUAUCUCCAGCCUGAAUGUGAGUGCAAAUUGUAUUCGAGGAAAUGGAUUACUCAAGUUUGCAAGGCUCCUUAUGACCUCCGAGUCAGAACUAUCUGGUGGGCUGAAACUAAAGGAACUAAACGUAAGCGAGAACCUAUUCUUCAGAGAUCCUGCACUUACUCAGGAGGCACUUGAACUCUUCAAAAACAAAUGUCAUGUAAUCACAAUACAGUCACUUACUGAGCCAUUACAAGCAUUUGCUGACCACAUCAGUGUCAUGUAGACAUUCCAACAUGUUGCACAUCCAGAGGCCUCACUGUUAACUAUUAUAAAUUACCAGGUUCAGACGUCUUGAUUAUUUUACUUCAUUUAUAACCAGAGCCAUUCAGUGCCUCUGUUAAUUUAAACAAGUGAAUGCAACUCCAAGGAAAAAUUUCACCAAUUAUGUACUUGAAAAGCUAUCAUUCUUUCUUUCUUGCUUGGCUGGCUCAGGAUCCAAGUUAGUCUAAAGCACCUACUCAAGUAUAAUUGGAUGAGCUACUUCGAUUAUCUUCGAAGCAUAUUUUUGUGAGGCAAAAUGAGCCAUGAAUUUGGAGUUUAAUUUUUAUUAGAAUUCAUAGAAUGUAGCAUUUUGUACUGUAGUAUUUUAUUUUCCUUUUUCUAUUUUUAAAAAACUAGGGUAGACAUCUUUUUUUGAGGGUGGAUCGACUGCCCCUUCACAGCAUGUUGGGCUGCCUGUUAAUAAAUAUGGCUUUUUAUACUCCCCUAACAUUGAUUUUCUAAGCAGUAUUUUUCAAUAUUGUAAUUAUUGUGAAGCUUUGUCAUGUUCAUAAAGUUCCUUGCUUAGCAAA